GCUUCCGGUUCUCGUGAGAGGCGUUCUGGCUCGGGUGGCAGGCCCAGGGCUGGUGUGUGUGCGCGGUGCGCUGCAGUUUCUUGCAAGUCAGCCUCCCUUUUCCCGGACCAUGGCCACGGACUCCUGGGCACUGGCGGUGGACGAGCAGGAAGCAGCUGUCAAGUCGCUGAGCAGUUUGCAGAUCAAGGAAGAGAAAGUCAAACCAGAUACUAAUGGUGUUAUCAAAACCAGUACCACUGCUGAGAAAACAGAUGAAGAAGAGAAAGAGGACAGAGCUGCCCAGUCCUUACUCAACAAGCUGAUCAGAAGCAACCUUGUUGAUAACACAAACCAAGUGGAAGUCCUGCAGCGGGAUCCAAACUCCCCCCUCUACUCCGUGAAGUCUUUUGAAGAGCUUCGGCUAAAACCACAGCUUCUCCAGGGAGUCUAUGCCAUGGGCUUCAAUCGACCAUCCAAGAUACAAGAGAAUGCGUUACCCAUGAUGCUUGCUGAGCCUCCACAGAACCUGAUUGCCCAGUCUCAAUCUGGCACAGGAAAGACAGCUGCUUUCGUCCUAGCCAUGCUUAGCCGGGUGGAACCAGUGGACAGAUACCCCCAGUGUCUAUGCCUCUCCCCAACGUAUGAGCUGGCACUUCAAACAGGAAAAGUGAUUGAGCAGAUGGGCAAAUUUCAUCCAGAACUAAAGCUUGCUUAUGCUGUCCGAGGCAAUAAAUUGGAAAGGGGUCAAAAGAUCAGUGAGCAGAUUGUCAUUGGUACUCCUGGGACCGUCCUGGACUGGUGCUCCAAACUCAAGUUCAUUGAUCCCAAGAAGAUCAAGGUGUUUGUUCUGGAUGAGGCUGAUGUGAUGAUAGCUACUCAGGGCCACCAGGAUCAGAGCAUCCGUAUCCAGAGGAUGCUGCCCAGGAACUGCCAGAUGCUGCUUUUCUCUGCCACCUUUGAAGACUCUGUGUGGAAGUUUGCCCAGAAAGUGGUUCCAGACCCAAAUGUUAUCAAAUUGAAGCGUGAGGAAGAGACCUUGGACACCAUCAAGCAGUAUUACGUCCUGUGCAACAGCAGAGAUGAGAAGUUCCAGGCCUUGUGUAACCUCUACGGGGCCAUCACCAUUGCUCAAGCCAUGAUCUUCUGCCAUACCCGCAAAACAGCUAGCUGGCUGGCAGCGGAGCUCUCAAAAGAAGGCCACCAGGUGGCCCUGCUGAGUGGAGAAAUGAUGGUGGAGCAGAGGGCUGCAGUGAUUGAGCGCUUCCGAGAGGGCAAAGAAAAGGUUCUGGUGACCACCAACGUGUGUGCCCGCGGCAUCGAUGUCGAACAAGUGUCUGUUGUCAUCAACUUUGAUCUUCCUGUGGACAAGGAUGGGAACCCAGACAAUGAGACCUACCUGCACCGAAUUGGGCGCACUGGCCGCUUUGGCAAGAGGGGCCUGGCCGUGAACAUGGUCGACAGCAAACACAGCAUGAACAUCCUGAACAGAAUCCAGGAGCAUUUUAAUAAGAAGAUAGAAAGACUGGACACGGAUGAUUUGGAUGAGAUUGAGAAAAUAGCCAACUGAGAAGCUCCACCAGUCACUGGUACCCACCCUGGCGCUGCCCCUUCCUGGAAGACUAGUGCUUUCUCAGCAGAGGCCUGGACAGUCACCACGACGACGAAGGCACGAGCAGAAAGAACCUACCUACCUCAUUUUAAAUUACGUUUGGACUUGACCAAAAUUUCUGCAAAUGAUGGGGGAAAAUAGAAGGAAAAUUUUGCAUUUUGGAAAAUUUAAUCAUCCUCCCCUCUUAAGCCAUGGUUUCUCCCCAUCUUUAUAGUAAUCUGGUUGCUAUUGGUAAUCACUGGCCCCAGGAGACUCCCUGCCUGUUUUCUGGUUUGGCGGGUUGUGUGAGGCCUUCAUUUUCUAAGAAAAUGCUAGAGGUAGUGGUCGUGUGAGGAAGCCAGGCAGGACAUGGUGUGGCCCCACCACAGUGGGUGGGAGUAGUGGCCAACAGCAGAGAGGCCCAGGAACUGCCCCUUUCCUUGGACCCCUCAUGAGCAUUUGUCCUCCCCUCAAGGUUGGCCUUCUGCUUCUGAAAUCUAUAAAUGUUCCAGCUUAUCCCUUUUAUCUGUGCUCUGUUGCAGAAGAUACCCAUUUCUCCCCAGUGCACAUUUUGGCUACUUUUGUAUACUUCAGAUUUUGAUAGAGGCAUAGAAGUCAAUGGAUCCCAGCUCCUUGGAGACUGGUCCAGCCAGCAUAGAUGAAUCCUUCAAGGAUCUGGCCUGCCUUCUGUCAGUUACCCCAUCUGCUCAGUCAUGGCAACCAGGAGACACCAGGUGAUUAUCUGAACACAUCUGGCUAAGUUAGUUGGUUCUUAUCCAUGGGCUGUCACGCUGUGCCUGGAGCCGAACAGCAAUUUGGAAAGGAAGUUAUGACCACAUGAAAACUCUGGACUAUGCUGUUCAUCCAUAAUAGUGGACUUUAUGGGUUACUUUAAUUCAUACAUUGUAUGAAUAAGGAUAGAUAAAUUAUAGCUAUACACACCAUUAUGCUAAGACAUUUUAAAGUAAUUAUGAGAAAUGCUUUACUAAUCAUGAUUUGUUCUUGUUUGUACUACGUAUUUUUCUGCUUACUAGACUAAUAUAUACUCAUUUUAAAAAGUG
Nycticebus coucang (slow loris) is the source of this 2628-nucleotide messenger RNA. It is a transcript of the gene DDX19A, whose product is annotated as DEAD-box helicase 19A. The transcript has 12 exons. Gene Ontology annotation, cellular component: cytoplasmic stress granule; nucleus. The record is from RefSeq and is a predicted model, not a curated record. Gene Ontology annotation, biological process: poly(A)+ mRNA export from nucleus. Gene Ontology annotation, molecular function: ATP binding; RNA helicase activity; RNA binding. NCBI's taxonomy places the organism in Eukaryota, Metazoa, Chordata, Mammalia, Primates, Lorisidae. Bases 110 to 1546 code for a protein of 478 amino acids.